This is a messenger RNA of Porites evermanni, 15201 nucleotides long. The record is from the annotation of a GenBank genome assembly. Lineage: Eukaryota; Metazoa; Cnidaria; Anthozoa; Scleractinia; Poritidae.
AUGGAGUGCACACACCUGGGACAAGCCGUGAAAGUCGGUUCGCAGCUUAUCGAGAAGAUACGGCAUGAAAAAGCCACACAAUGGACUUGUUCAAGUACGCUUUGAAAUAAGAGGGGCGAUAAGCGACCCUUUCCCCUUAUUUUGGUCUUUUGGUUUUUGUCCACUGCCGGUAUUUUAUUACAUGCGACAAAUCCUGUUUCAUUCUCUCUCAUUUAGCUUGUAGAUCAACGAAAAGUCCGUGGAUCUGUCUACGUUGUGGUGUUAUAAAUUGUGGAAGGUAAUACAUACCGAAAUCAGUGUCACCAUUUCUGUUCGGGGUGUUGAGAUGGAGGAAUGCCGCGUUGCUUGGUUCUCGUGUGAAUUUUAAGCUAACUAUUUUUUUAAGUCACUUGCCGUUGUUUAGUAGUGAAUUUGCAAACUUUGCGUUCCAGGUAUGUGAAUGGACAUGCCAAGACACAUUAUGAGGAAAAUCGGCAGCACUCGGUCUGUUUAGAUGCAAGUUUGACAGCCUUUUGGUGAGUCUAUACUGAUCACCAAAAGCUUUUAGGAUAUUUAUAGCUUCCGUUUACUUUUUGUAUUAUAUAUAUCUGGAAUAUUUUGUUACUUUUCCACAGCUAUGCUUGUGACGAGUUUGUUAUCAACGAUACCAGAUCAGGGGAUAUUCAGAGAGUACGAGAAAUCAUGCUGGAACGGGAAAAUAGGUGAGAUAACUUGGGACUUCACGGCUGAAAAUUACCGCUGAAAUUGGGCCUUUGCAACCGACAGCUACGUCACCAUUGUUUUGCAUUCCAAUUAUUUUUACCAAUUGUAAGUGUUUAUUGUGAAUGUCAAUUUCCCCCACAAAAAAAUUAUUUGUUGUACAGUGGGUUUGUUUGAUGUAAGAACGAGUCAGGUUUGUGUAGAGUGGUUUUGUUUAUUUCUUGCCAUCCGCCAUUUUGUUUUAUUCCCAAGAAUCAUAGCGACGCACGUGUUCUUUUCAUUUCGUCAUGUUUUGAGUGACUGCUCUUUUUUUAGGCAGUUAAUCAUUAGUUUCAGUCAGCCUUUUCAUAGGGAAAACAACCUUUGUUAUGAGUAUCAACAAACAUACAUUGGAAUUUAAUUAUCAUUUGCUUCAGAAUCCCAUGAAAAUCUAAGAUGCAGCGGAGGGGGGAUGGGGGGUUACAUAGUUGGGUUAAUUUUUGCUGGGUAUGUGCCGCUGGCCUCUCAGAACACCUACCCCAUUACAGGCUAUACUGUGGCCAAAUAUGUGACUCCAUCUUAGCCACUUUUGAGAAGAUGUCAUUUUCGUGAUCCCAACUUAAAGACAAUUUUCUGUUUUCACAUCUACCUUAAAAAGCCUUUUAACUACAGUCAAACCUCCCUUAAGUGACCACAGAAAAUGAAAAGGCUUGGUGGUUGCUUACAAGAGUUAGACUGCAAGGACGAAAUUUUUAAGUCAACCUAGAAUGGAGUUGCAUACUUAUUCUAAAAAAAUUAAUGAAAGUUUACUUCCCGCAGCCAAUAACUGGAAGUUUUAGUGACAAAAUCGUUAGUUAUUGUACGUGACAGUUCAUUUACAGAAGUGCACUUAUAAUAUUAGAUAACGCGUGUGACGUGCAUGACUUCUUGUACAGCAAUGUCCCUAAAACGUCUGAAGAACAAAAACUUAACUUCUUAAACUGAAACCUAAAAAUCUGAGUCCUUUUUUCAAGGGUAAUGGUUAAUAUUGUAGUUAUAGAUCGAACAAAUAAACACAGUAAUAGAUGUAUAGACAAUAACAACAGCCAAAGAAUAAAUUCAUUUUUGUCCAUUUUUACAAUCUACUUUACUGUUUAGCAAGACCAUGUGUCAGGUGGUCAUUUACCGGAGGUUUGAAAACAAUAUAAAAUUCUGUCCACUGAAAAAGUGGUCACAGUCGCUUGCAGGAGGUGGUUGUUUAUGAGAGGUUCCAGUAUAAGGCUUUGACUGAGAACCUUUUGGGUGUUUUGGAAAGGUGGUCGCUUAUGGGAGGUGUUUGCCUUUCGGGAUGUGGUCGCACAUAGAGGGUCAACUCUAGGUCAUCCUGAAAUGAAUUGACACAUUGGUUAAACUUAAUUUAGUGCAAAUCUUCCUAUUUUUAAACCCCCACCUAGCGUAAUUUUCUGAUCCCUCAAAUACCAAAUACUGAAAAUGUGAGAUCCCAUUCAAGUAACUCAUGAAAAUGUAACUGUAACCCCAUUAUAGUCAAUCCUGCCUAGAAAAUGUGACCCCAUCCAUUAGCCUACUACUAGGAAAUACCACCCCCCCCCCCCCCCCCCCCCCACAACGUCACCCCCCCCGAGUGGGGGCCAAAAUAAUAUAAAGGUUGUGGUCUCACAAAAGAGAAGCAUCGUAAGUACUAAAUUUUUUGUUUUUUUUAAAUCACUAUACUCAAAUAAGGAAAAAUAAAUCAUAAAAAACAAUGACAAAAUAACUUUGUCAUUUUUAAACCCCCACUGGCGGUAAUUUUUGAGUCCCAAAAAAGCAAAAUACGAAAAAUUUGAGAUCCAAUUAAAGUACUCCAAAAAAAUGUAACUGUACCCCCAUUAAUUCAAAUCCCCCCUAAAAAAGGGCCCCCCCCCCCUUUGCCAACCCCUAGAAAAUCCCCCCCCCCCCCCCCCGCCGCCCUAUAGCUAGCCCCCCAGGAUCUGGGGCAAAAUUGUAUUAAAGGUGUUGCAUCCAAUGAAUGAUGAGUGCUGAAUAUUAGAAUUUUUUUGUCUUUAUAAACUAUCCAUACCUAAGAGCUGAUAGCAAUAAGUAAAACCAACUCUAUACAAAGACAAUGACUUGGCUGAAGUCUUUGUUCAGUAUUGGUCACUAUGGAAAAAAGUACCAGAGUGAAAAGUGCCUGCAUAAACAGGGGGAGCACUACUCACAACAUUUUGUAUAGAGAGGUGUGGCCAAGAGGUUCAACCCCUUACCCUUUUUUGUACCAUUCUGAUGGUACCCCUUUAGUAUACCUCCUAUUGAAAAGUGGUGCUCCUUUUACGUACCUACUUAACCUAACAGCAGGGUUGUCAAAAGUAGCCGGCUGCUGGUGAAAAUCACUGUCUACUUGGUUAGAAUCGGCUGGCUACUCUGCUUGGCAUUUCUUUAUGGAUGGCGUUUUUUAAAUAAAAUAUCCCUGGACUGGUCACUUACUUUGACAACUCAGCCGUCUACUUCAAAACUUUCUGACAACCCCGUAACAGUCAGUGUAAAACACAGACUGUGGACUAUUGUUUCUACCUUGCAAAUGAGAACAUGACAACAAUAGUCCCAUUGUUUUCUAACCCUAAAAACAACAGUCCUCAGUCUGCAUUUUACGCUGUCCCAGAACCUAAUAAAUUGCUAAAAUAAAAAAGUAACCUAACUGUAGUAAUCACCCCUACCAGUGUAAAUUUAACCAAUUUGGAAAGUUCUUUGAUCUGAAAGAUAGCAGACCUCAUAUAAUAGCUACAUGUAUCUUUAAGCAGACUUUUGGUUCUGUCCCUUUGGUGUCCUUACAGUUCACUCUCAGAUGUACCUUGUUACAUUACUCUGAAUACUCACUAACACAUAAUAUCUGUCUGUGAAAAUUUUGUUUUUGGCAAAACAGAUGUUGUUUGCAAUUGCAGGAAACGUCGUUUACGAGAUACAAGUUCUCCAGAGUCGCAAAAGAAAACUUCAAAAGCAGAUGUGAGUUUGAUAGUAAUAAUAUUGUGCAUGGUCCGUUUCCUCUUUAUGUAUCAAACACGUACUUGUGUGCAUCUUCUCCAGUAUCACAGUCAUAUUCGUUACUUGAAGUGAAAUUGUAACAAUUUCUCAUAUUAUUUUAACAUGAUUUUCAGCAAGAGAAUAUCGGGAGGGUGAAGUAUUUGCCUGGUCUUCGUAACCUUGGAAACACAUGCUUUAUGAAUGCAGUCUUACAGUCUUUGAGGUAAGGUGUGUUGGCAUUUUGUUCUGGAGUGGUCCAAUAUGUACCUGAUUGAAAAAAUGUUGUCGCUUAAAAAGUAUAAAUUAACCAUGAAUGAUGAGGCUUCAAGCAGUUAUGGGUAUAUGUUCAUUAGCAAAGGAAAUUCAAAGUUCUUUCACACAAACAAGUUUACAUUGUCACAAGCUGCUUGUGCAAAUACAAAUCCUUAGAGUACUUUGUUUAAGGCUUGUGGUUGUCUUUUUGUCUCCCAAGAAAGCUUAAAGUGUGUCUUUGCUAUAUUGUUGUUUAACUGUAGAGAUCUCUGAUAUGCCUUGCACAGGUAAAGGUGGGAAUGUACCACCAAGAAAACUGGAAACUUUUUAACCUUUUUUGGAAUGAAUCAUCAUGAAAAGUUUCGAUAAUGUAAACUUUUCUGGAAAGAACUUUUAAGCAACGUUUUUUGAUUAGGUGUAUACACAGUCCUGUUUUGUGGCUACCUCAUUUAACCCAUUCACACGUGAACUGUACAUUGCCACCCGUGUGGAACCACCUCCCUUGUACUGUUGUAUAGUCACAGACAACUUUGCAGAGGGCGUUAAUGAGAUACUUCAAACCAUGAAAGAAAUAAAAAAUGAGCACAGUCAUGUAAACCAUGUAAAGUUGACCUGUCCAGAAAAUUCUGAUGAAAAUCCUGUUCCACUACCCGUGGCCACCUGUACUUUCUUAAAAAUAAUCUUGCGAAACUUGGGUAAAAAAAAAUACAGGUGAAGAAAAGAAAAAGAAGCAGGAAUGAGAGAUAGUUUAAAGGUGAAAGUCAAGGGGCAGUAACACUUAAAAAAAACCAUAAUAAUCUCAACAUUUUGCCAUGUAUGCAUGCCAAACUUUGGAAGCUGUAAUUAAGUAUCAUAAACAGAAGCCCCCUUUAUACUGCAAUUUUGGUUCUUGGCUUUUUUUCCUUGCAAAGGGAGAAUGGACUAAAAUGAACAUAAUGUACAAAACAAUAAUUGAUCUCUCUCCAAUGUCUUUGAAAAAUUCACUUGAAUUGUCUUUCUGACUUCCCAACUUGAGCCAGACAAAAAGCUUGCACUUUCCAAUGAAUAUUAAACAUUGCAUUCUUGAUUAACAGUAAUAUCCAGUCAUUUAGCUGCUACUUCAAGGAUCUCCCAGCAUUUGAGCUGCACCCAGAUAAUUCAUGUGGAAAACAGCCAUAUUUCACAAGAAGCAGGAAAACAGAUGAAGUGUAAGAAAUAGCUUAGAGCAUUUUCUUUGUCUUCUAUUAAUUUAUAUCAAGUCAAAUUACACAAUGAUAGUUAUUCUCUAGUAAUAGUUCAUUGCAGUCCUUCUAGCAGCAUGUUGACUGAAUAACAGGGUUGGGUUGAAACAAUUUUUAUUAUUUUCCUCCUUUUUGGUCAUACAUGUAAUAACUGAGUAACAGGUACAUACUGUAGCAACUCUGAUUGCAGCCAUCUGUCUGUUGUGGUCAGGCAGCUGCAAUCAGAGCAAAAUUGUGACAGAUUGCCUUUACUGACUCAUUUUCAUAAAAAGUGUAUUUAGGCAAAAGUUGUGGGAAUUUUAAAACUGAUUUCUGUGGCAACCAUGUUUAUGUUCCCCACAGAUCCAUUGUGGAAGAGUUGCGUAAAGUGUUAUGUGCUCUCUGGCAUGGCAGAGGGGUGACCCACUCUCCUGAUGCACUCUUUUCAGUUGUAUGGAAAGUAGUUCCUAGAUUCAGGUAUGUUCAAGCAGCUUGAGCUAUAAGCCUUUAAAUCAUAGCUAUAACAAAAUUUUCUAAUGUAAUUGCCUAUCAGCUUCCCUCAGCAUUAAUAGGACAGUAAGAGCCAUGUCUAAGUAGUUUGACAGUACCGCCAUUGCACACUCAGAUGAAUGAUUUUUUUUGCUUCUAUGAAAAAAUUCUUGGAAUAUGUGUUUUAAUUUUAAAAAUGAAAAAAUUUAAAACACCACAAAUUUUGUAAAAGUUGUGAUUAAUUGGUAACACAACAGUGAAUCGUCCAAUUGAGUCUACCAGUGAUUUUGUUACCUCUGAUGCAUGAAAAUCCCCAAAGAAGCACAAGAGUUUAUGGCAAGCGUCCUGUGGAACACAAAGAUCGAUUGAUCGAUCGAUCUGAAGAUGUUUUUGUAGAAUAUCCUGUUUGUGUGAUUUCGGUGGCUGUUCUUGUGGCUGUUGUUUAAUGAGGCAUAUUUCCUUUAGUCUUCGUUGUGCUUUACAAAACUGGGACUCAUGAUUUGUUUAAUACAAGAUGAGUCCUAGGACUCACCUUAACUAUUUGUAACAAAAUCACUGGUCUAUUUAACAAAUAAAUGUCAUGCAUCUGUUCAGUAAUAGAUCACAGAUUAUGUCAAAAAGUGGUAAGAACAAAGAAGUGGCACAUGAGCCUCAGUGUGUGACUGAUGUUUUUACCACCUUUUGAUGUCUUAACAAACUUGCCUGGUACUGCUCGACUGUGAGUGCACUUGCUCAAAGAAGAAAAAUCAUGAAAACAUUUUCAAAACUGCUAGUCUCUUGUAGCGAUGACACAAUAAUAAAACAAUAAAACAUGAUGUAACUUUUGUGAAGAUUUCUUCCAGUUUAGACAUUUUCAAGUCAUCAAGAAAGCUUUUUAUCUUGGUUCCUCCAUUCUUAUUCUUUGUAAAUAGCUCCUGCUAAACUUUUUUUGAGGCCUUCACUUACUUAAUCCAAAAUAUUCUAGCAAAGAAUUUCAAAACUGCUUGCCACAUUGGACAAACAAGUUUCCCAUGACAUCAUCCAUGGUUUUGUACUCUAACAAAUCAUGGGCAAUGACUAAUCAAAGCACGCGUGAUAUUCACCACAUAAUUAUAUGAAAUCACAUACUCGUGAUCAGACAAAUUGAAUGACCGCAUUUUUGUCAAUCCCACUGAAUUGGACUCCACUCAGUCCCAUUACCCAGAUUUAUAAACUUAAGUUGAUUUACUGGUACUGAUUCAUGAAACUGGAGCAGUUUUUAAAUGGUUGUAUAGUUGACUCUCUCUUAAUGGACACAUCUAUAAGGCAGACACCUCUAGAGAGUUGGUCCCUGCCUUUCUUUACUCCCUUUAUUUGACUCUCUAUAAGACAGAUAUCUCUUUAAGACAGACACUUACUGCCAGUCCCAAAGGUGUCCGUCUUAGAGGGACGUGACUGUAUCUGUUCAACCUUUUUACUACAGAGGCUAUCAGCAGCAAGAUGCCCAUGAAUUCAUGCACUAUCUCUUGGAUAGAGUACACACAGAACUUCUUCUUUCUCCCAAAUGUUAUGGUUCUACUGAGACCAUUAUAACAGGCAUAUUUGGUGGGAUCCUACUCAGUGAGGUAUGCAAGGUGUAAAAUUAUUUUGUCCAAUACCAUUUUCUAGUAACCAACAGAGCCCUCAACUGGACAUGUCCUACUUUUGUUUUUCCUUAUUGCACCAUCUGUUUUGAAGGCAUGUAAGGAAGAGUGUACUUUGAAGCAUGAUAUUUAAAAGGACAUAGUAAUUUUUAUUAUUGUGCUUCACUUUUUGCUGGGACCAUAGAUGAACCUCUUGGUUUAAUAAAUUAAUUAUUAAUUUAAUUAAUUAACUUUUUGUGGUACAGUUUCCAAUGAAGCUGUUAAGAUACAUUUAAGAGCUAGGUUUUUACAUUGUUAUGUGUAGUCUCAUCUAAACCCCGAUGCCUGCAAAUUUACCCUAUGUAGAUGAGGACAUUUUACUGUUUUUUCUUGUCUUUUCCAUGAUCCCACACUUUCUGUUACACUUGACAACAAGUUUCCUUUGACAAGCAAAAACUUAAUCAUCUCAAUAGGCCUUAUAUCAAGAAAUGGAACAAACUAUUCACCUCAUUCCCUGUUUUCAGUGGCUUCAAAUUUCAAAAACGUUUCUUGGUAAUCAAAAAAUUGCUGGAAAAGUAUCAAACACUGAUAGUGCAUGGUGUAUGUCUUUUUGUUCAUUGAUUUUCUUUGCAGGUUAAGUGCUUAGUCUGUGGAACUGAGUCCAAAAAAUAUGACCCAUUUCUAGGUAAGUUGCACAUAAUACAUGCAUCUGAAAUCUUGUUACAAUACCUGUAUAAUUUUGGUUAGCACUAUCUACAGAAUAAUUGAUCUGAUCAACUCAAGAACUGGAAUUAAAGCUUUUUUUAAUUUGGUGGUGGUGUUAUCAGGGCUGUCAUUAUUAAGAAGCAGUGCUGGGGAUUUCCCCUGGCUAGUCUAAACAUGGCCCGUGGCUACUUUCAGAGGAAAAUAGAAGAAAAAUACAACCCAAAGAAACCCCCUAGCUGUUUGAUUCCCUGCCUACUUGUUGUAUUUACCUGGCAACUUGAAAUCUUAGUGACAACCCUGGUGUUAUCCACAGAUCUGUCACUGGAGAUUCCUGCAGAAUUCCAGUACAGAAAAUCCAAGUCAAGAGACCCACAGGUGUGCCAUCUUCAGGGUAAGUCUUUCAUUACUCAUUUCCCUCCUAGACAAGGUUAUACCAGGAUGAUUAGUUUUUGUCAACCUUUCCAAAUGUCAAUUUGACAUCUGAAUUUUUUUGGGUGGAAGGGGUGAAGUGGGCAGACACUUUAACUGAUAAUUAACUUGGCCUCUGUCCAGAGAGAAAGGGUUCAUUGUUUUAAUUUGUUAAGGCCCUUAUACCAAGAUUUAGCCUAUUUUUUCAAUUUUUUCAAUUUUCUUUUCCAUUAUUUGGCUUUUUUUCUAGAAACCAAUACAUAACUUGUUGGUACACAUGAAGUUAGCUUAAUUGGAGCUUUGAUUUUGUAUUUCUGUCUGAAAAAUGUUGAGUUUAUUGCAUCAAAUCCUCUUCAUGGCACAGACACGUACUCAUUGUCAUGUUAUAAAAGGUCAACAAAUGAUAAUAUUAUUGUAAGCUAUAAACUAUUUUCUGUGAUGUUAUCCUUGUGACUACUUUUGUUCAAUGAGGACUGAUUUCAAUGUGUGUGGUAAUCAGUACACUGUUCAGGAUUUUACAUAUAUUACACACCUCAAAUUUUGAAACAACUUUUGGCUAAGAAUAAUUGAGUAUUAUUCAUGUACAUGGGUAAGUUAAUACAGUUAGUGCUAUGUUGUUUAUUUCAGAUUGCCUGGAUCAUUUUGUAUCACUAGAGGAACUAGCAGAAUCUGAACUGUAUAUUUGUCCAAACUGUAAGAAAAGACAAAAGUCUACCAAGAAGUUCUGGCUGAAAAGACUACCAAAUGUGAGAAAACAAAUUUAACUUUAUCUUUUUUCCUAAGCAGUUUGGUGUUUUCGAACAGAUCAGUGAUUAAAUGAUAUAAAAAUACAGCCAAACAAGAGGUACUACGAUUAUCAGUUGAGUUGAGUGCCAUACUUAACUGAUAAUCAUAGUAAAGGAGAUAAUUAUAUAUAUAUAUAUAUAUAUAUAUAUUAACCAUGAUAAGUGAUGUUUUGUUAGUGUUAACGAUGAUUACCAAAAAAACAAUCUGGUGUAUAAAUAUUAUGGCAAGUGAAAUUGGUGAAACAGCAUUUUGCACUAACAUUACACCAGAACCCCACUAACUGAACAGGAAGAAAUUCUGUUGUUACCAUGUGCUUACCAUGGAUGGCAGACCACAUAUCGCUUGCACGUGCAUUAAUUACUGCCAGAAUGAAUAGUUUCGUGACGACUACAAAAUUUCACGAAAUGAUCAUGUAACGAUCACUGCUUCCAUUUAUUUCUUGUCUUGUUGCGUUCAAAUCUGUCCAAAGUGGAAAAAAUGCUGUAGUAAUAAUAUGUGCUAUCUGCAAAAAAACGUUUUAAAUCAAAGGUUAGCAAACAAACUUGUCCAGUACACAGCUUUCUACCAGACAUGAAGAAAUGCUUUGGGUCAAACGUGGUGGUGAACUGUGACAGAGUAUGCAUAAAAAGACUGGAGAAACUUUUGAAGAUGUAAGUGCCUGAGUGGGAUCAUCAUCCUGCAGGAACACUCUUAACAGAAUCCACAAGGAACUGGAAAAAGACUUAAAGGAGCUGUGUCACGAAAUUCAGCCAAAUUAGGAGAUUACAAAAUGCCGGUUAAACUAAGAGAAACAUUAAAAUAACUGCUUAAACUUUAAAGGAAGGUUAAAAUAACAUAUAACAGAAACAAUGGAUGCCAUGGAUGGACAAAACUGAAAAAGAUUGAAACGGAUUAAAAUUAGGGUUUUUGAAAACUGUUCAGCCUAACAGUUUUUCAAAGUUGAUCCUUCUACUUGCAACUUCAAAAAUAAUGUUCAGGAGACAUAUUUGUUUGUCUCGGAUCUCUGAUUUUGUCAUUUACAUGUAAUUUCUUUGCUUACUUUAAGUUCCAUAGCGAUUGAGGGCGAUUAAUUGGCAAAAUUAAACAAAAUGAACUGGACUGCCAUGACACAGCCCCUUUAAUGAUCUCGUCAUUAAACCAAUUGCUCAGAAAUCUCAAAUUGCACUUGUUAUAGAUGAUUAUACCGCUUUCCACAAUAUUAGAGGACCCACUACUAGUCAAUCUUGCAAUCCCAAAUCAAUGUGUACUAUUCUUGUUAAGUUUUUUGGAACAUCCCUGCAAUACCAACCAGUCCUGCAACUAUCUAUUACUCUCUCAAAGGUUUGCACUUCCUUCUUUCUCAACCUGGUGACUGGUCUCCACAAUAUUAUUCUACUCCAGAUAAGUCAUCUAUACAACCGUACAAAAGUACUUCAAAUAUACUGAAGCAUCAUCUCCACCACAAUCCCAUCAGAGUCCUUUUCAACAGCACCGGCAGACCGCAGCUACACAAUGUCUUAUCAGUCUAGACCUGAAAAAGAGAGAGCAAUAAUUGGUUAUUGAUCAGCCUGCCAUUCUUUCUUUACUGCCAUGUAUUGGACCUCUCCACAUUUCACUCAAUGACCGGGAAACACUAUUUGAUGAAUUUAGAGACCUUUUUGAACUUAUCUACACUAAACUGUUUCCAAAGAGCAAACUUGCUAAGAAUCCCAAGCCUUGGCGUAUAAGCCUACUUUUGAAAGUUGCCUAUGGGGGAUGGCUCUACAUCAGAGAAUCUGUUAAAGAGAAAUUCAUUGCCUGUAAAGAUAUAAAGUAUCAAACCCUUCCAAAUCUUUUGGAUAAUUCCUUGCCUCUGGUUCGUUCUAUAUACAGUGUGGCUUUCAAGCUCAAUAACUACUCUAAGUGUUAGAAUCUGGACCACGUUCUUGUGCCUCUAAAGACACCACUAUUAUAAAGCCCUUUUGGUGUGGCUAUCAAUGUGUGCAUACUGGGGCAUCAAUAACCCAACUCUCUUUGAGAUGUUAAGAGCUUACCUGGUUAUUUUUGACAAAUACCCUGUAGAAAAUGCCCACAGUAUUAUUCGUUCAAAAACUGACCCUCAUAACUCAGUCGAGUCAUUGAUAUAAAACGUCAAGGCUGCUUUAGAAUCAAAUCACACCACUCAACUAAAAUUUCAAGAACUCACCUUUCAGCUUGUGUAAGGGCAAGAAUGUUCCUUAGGCUUUAUAGCUUGAGAGAAAACAACUGCCUUUUUGAUCUCAGCAGCCGCCAUAGUGUCUAAAAAUUCUUCCUUUUCGAAGUUCUUUGACAUCAUUUAAGCCUCAAAUCAGUAAGUUUACUAACCAUGUGCUUGAAAAAAAUAUAAUGAACUACCCUCAAAUGAAGUGAUAUAGCUCAGAAGUUGGAUUGAAGAGGUUAAACUAGAGCCAUGAAAAUGUAAACAUUCAUAGAUUACAAUGUGACCUCCAUCUUGUUGUCAUCUUGCUAAAAAUGGUCGCAACUGUGCAUGUGCCACAGAAUUUCCUCCUGCCCACUAAUUUUUUUUUUCUUUAUUGACAACAAAUCAACAACAUUAAUACACAGCAGAAAGUAAAAGAACAAAUAAGUAAAUAAAUAUGUUAGUAAGUAACAAAACAAAUUACAAUAAAAAUGAAAAGUAUUGAAAAAAAAAAAAAACCUGUCAGUUACCACACAUAUUUAAUAUUGUUUGCCACAAUUUUCAAUGCGAUAUUGUUCAAAAAGCUUACGUAAAAAUUCCUUCUAAAUUAGGUUUCGUUACAAUAUUCUUGCAAGUAUACAAGUAUUUCUUUUGUAGUAAAACCAAUAGACAAAGUUUGCGUUGAGUUGAAACUGGCAUUUGCAUUGCCCACUAAUUGUAAUUAACAGACUCUAAGGAAUACCAUAAAUCAAGCCUUAAUUAGCAGGUUAACCCUAACAUCUUGUUUAAUAUGCUUUUGUGCAGAAGAAUUAAUAAUUAAUUGAAGAGGUUUGAAGAGCGGGCUCAAAAAUGAGGUCUUAUGUAUCUCAUUAGUUCAUGUUGUUAAGCUUGAGGGGUUUUUGCACUAAGCCCUGUGGUUUCAGAAACCUUUUUGUUGCACCUGACUUCUGAUGGGAAAUGAUAUUGUUUUGUUAUAUGGUCAUUGACAUGAAGAAGCCAAUAAAUUAUACAUUUCGCUAGGGAAAAAUGCAACCUUUAGUGACUUGCAGUUUUUCCCAAUAAGGUUUCUCCAUUCUGUCGCAGAAGUACAGUGUAUGACGAAGACCUGCUCCAAAACUCAUUGUUAUGUGUAUAUUUUGAGGUGUGAUUGUCUUUCCUUUGUGUAGGUUUUGUGUCUGCAUCUAAAGCGCUUUAAGUUCCAAGCGUUUCACCGCAGUAAAGUUGAUACAUAUGUUGAGUUUCCUGUCCAUGGACUAGACAUGAGUCCUUACUGUAUACAAUCUCAGGUAAAGAACACUUAAAUGUAUCUUUUCAGUUGAGUUACUAUUCAUCAGAGUACUGUUCACUUUUCUUAUAUAUCUCCUGGGCUCAGUACCCGAAGGCGCAAUUAGUUCUAAUGCAGGAUUAAAAUUUUACUUCCAAGAUUGCCUUUACCUUGCGAAAGAUUGGUUACAGAAUCAGUAAAGUGGUGUUAUAACUCGAUCUCAGAAAAAUAGCUUACAAUAUUUUAUUAGCACCAGUUGCAUGGAAACUUUACUUAAAAUUAGCUUAACUUUGGGUUAAACUUAACCAUCUUUCAAGGAACUGGGUUCAGGACAGUUUGUUUGUUCAUAGUAUAAGUUUUGGCAGACUUUGGAUUAUUUUUCCUUCAUUUCUAUUAUUGAGGACAGAAUGAAAAUUCAAACAAAUUUUCAAGUCCGAUCUUUAUGUCAAAACAAAAAAUUGCGGCCCAAGAGGUUUCAUUUAAUAGUGUCACCAUGAAAUUUCAUCCAUAUUUUCAAAGUGAGAAUUAUAAGAUGUUCCUUCUCCAUAAUAUUGACUGUGUAACACAGUUAAGACCACAAAUGUUUUUGGAAUCUCAUUUUGUGCAGUGAAAGAAUCCUUGGAAUCAGGUGUGAAAUUUGUUUAUGAUAAUUUGUGUGUUCUGAUCUGUGUUGUAGUUGGACACAAAACAAUGAACUUUCCUGAAAUAUUUCCAGUGUUCACAAUCUCCUUCUUUUGACAGUAAUUGGGUAUCUUUUGGUACGGUCUCUGGUGAAGAAAGUUUACGUUUUAUUUUUUAUAAUCAUCAACAUUAUCAUUAUUAUUAUUAUUUAUUAUUAUUGUUAUUAUUAUUAUUAGGAUGAAAACCCAAAGGCAUUUUUAUUUGAUCUGGCGGCUGUUGUCGUUCAUCAUGGAAGUGGGUAAGUGUUUUUCGUGUAAAGAUAAAUUUUUUUCAGAUAUUUCUUUGUAUGUAUUUACUUUUUUGCUGAUUACCUUGUUGAUUAAUACCUUUGAUUCUUUUUAAGAAUUGGCAAGAAACAUGCUAAUGCUGUAAAUAAAACUUAUUCGCACCCAUGACUGAGCACGUAAACAGGAAGCUUAGAGAUACCCAGCAAAAGGAAAAUUAAAGGAGGCAGUGACAGAGGUGGACAGAAGAGAAAAAAAUAGGCUUUUAUUAUCCUAGCAUUUUUUUUCAAGUGUUUUAAUGAGGCAAAAGCAUUAAGCAUUGUUCGAACUGUUUAGUGGCAUUUUCACGGAUUUUUUUUUUCAGACAUGAUAAAAAUGAAAAAAAAAUCAAGAGAACAAUUAAUGAAAUACAAGCCAUUUAGAGAAAAAUCUGCUGCUGUAUUGAAUCUCAUAACUUGUGUACGUUGUUGACAUUUACCUUACCGUUAGACGAUUUUGUUAACGUUUAAACUCUGUUAAAAUGUUUUCAGCAGAAGUAAUAAUAAAGCCUCUGUAAGAAAAGCAUGAUCCAAGCAUUUUAGUGAGUUUUUGUGGGACAAGGAGCAUUGAGUGGGAUAAAUGGCACACUAUCGUGGGGAAACAAAGCGAUUAUGUACAAAAGCCUAUUCAAGUGCAUACAAUUUUGCGCUCAGAAAAUUGUAAUUUUUCCACGUGGAAAAUUUUGUUUUUGUUUUUGCUUUUUUUCGCAAGAUAAUGACCAGAAAAGAUCUUGACUAGUUUCAAAGAGUGUUUCUCAGUAAAAUCUCCAGUGUGGAUGGGUUAAUCCUGGAAUAGUUAAGGUUCACUUUACUACAUUCAUGUAAUUGUUUUUAAUUUUUUUGUAAUUUUAUUAAUAGUAAUAACAAUUAUUGUUUUGAUUUACAGGGUGAGUGCUGGUCACUACACAACAUUUGCUUUUCAUGAUGGUGAGUACAGUCGACUCCCGAUAAUUCGAACCUUCAAGGGAAACAAAAAAAGUUCCAGUUAUCGAGGGUAAAAUUAUAUAGAAAAUGUUCUGAGGGGAAAUAAAAAUUGCUUCAAGUUAGCGGGAGGUUGGAGUUAUAGAUGGUUCUAGUUACUGGAACAACACUGUUUGAUAUUCCUAGACAUUUUGUAAGGAAUGGUACAAGCAAUCAGUUUGAAGAUACUCAUUUAGUCGAAUAAGCACCGCAGCGCUUAAUAAAUUUUUCACGCCUCAAAUGCGGCGCUUAUUUGAGGGCGGCGUUUAUUUGAAAAUGGGACGCGACAAAGAAUUGUAUUAACUGCGACAUUAUUAUUUCCGUAUUGAACUAACAGAACGGACGUCUUUUGAUUUGAAUGAUAUCAGGGCCACGGUAGACUGCGAGCAGUCUUCUCCCUUUUUCGUCAGAUUUAGUGCGGCGAGUGCACGCGCGCCGCGAGACGCAAGAAAUGAGAGUGGCAGCCUGCCCGUCUCGUGCCUACAGUCACGCGCGUGUUCAUUUUCAUGUCACGCGCAUCUCGCUCGACGGAAUAAGAAAAAAGAGAGACUGGUCAUAGUCUUGGGCUGUGGCGCCUAGUACCUUUUUUUUCUCUCAAAUGUGGCGCUUAAUCGGGGACGGUGCUUAUUCGAGUAAAUACGGAACUUUUUUCCUUGUUUAUUUUGUUCUCAGGUCUUUGGUACAAUUUCAAUGACAGUUCAGUGACACAGUCAGACGAGGAUCAUGUUAGUCGCAGCAAGGGAUACAUUUUCUUCUACACUCGCCGGCAUCCCAACAUGGCCAUCCUUGACAAGAUUAGAAAAUAA